Messenger RNA from Cyclocybe aegerita, 942 nucleotides. Lineage: Eukaryota; Fungi; Basidiomycota; Agaricomycetes; Agaricales; Hemipholiotaceae. The record is from the annotation of a GenBank genome assembly.
AUGGUCCUACAGUUGCUUGUCAUGGUCGCCCUGCUGGGUGCCUCUUCGUUCGCGGUCGGGAUGCUCCCACUAUCGUACGCGUUUUCGAAAAGUCACCUCGAACGUCUCUCCGCACUUGGAACAGGACUCCUUCUCGGAGCGGCGUUGGGUGUGAUUAUCCCAGAGGGAUUGGAAGCUAUAGCUGAAGCACAUCCUAAAGAACUUCCAAUGGGUCUUAUUUCUUUAUGCCUCGUCGUCGGUUUCGUCGUCAUGCUUGUCAUCGAGCAGCUGGUAUCGCCCAAUGGCCGCUCGCACUCAUUUGACGACAUGCAUAUACCCGCACAGAAGGCACGGGCUCCAGAUAGUGCGUCCCAGAUAGAAUUCGACGCUGAACUCGGGGAUCUUGAUCCCGAAGGGCGUGUCUCGGAGACUGCUAGUGGCUCCGAUCCAGCGACCAUUGUCUCUUCGGACGCAGGCUCGGGCAAAGAGCGCGCUUUUGCUCUCCUUAUCGGACUCGUUAUUCACGCUGCCGCUGACGGACUUGCCCUCGGUGUCGCAAACGUCGCUAGUGGUGCAUCUAGCGCCUUUGUUGUUUUCCUGGCUUUGGUUCUGCACAAAGCACCCACCGCGUUGGCAUUCACGACAUCACUUUUGUCUACGAAUCUCCCUCGACUCAAGUGCAAGAUGUACCUCGUCAUCUUCAGCUUGUCAACCCCAAUCUCGGCCCUUGCUUCCUAUUUCAUCCUUGCCAUCUUCCAAGGUCGCGACGAGUCGUCCAACCUUGCUGGACUCGCUCUUCUGGCCUCGGGUGGGACAUUUUUAUAUGUUGCCACCGUUCUCCAGCCUGUCUCAAAUCAUUCGCCAAUCCCUGGUGAUAUGCGUCCUGCAUCUCGCGUUCUUUUCAUCUCCCUCGGAAUGUUUAUCCCACUUGUGUUGAGCACAAUCUUUGGACACGGUCAUUAA